AUGGGAGUGAAUAGUUCAAAGGGAGGCAAACUGAAAAGGGAGUUAUCCCCGCAGAAUGAGCCGAUUCACUCACUCCAUGCGCGUGGCAUUUCAUUAACGUCAGAGGCGGAAUUAAGCGUCUCCGUUCCAAAAAUACGGCCUCUUCCACUGAAGAUUGACACCACCAGCAAUCAUAACGGCAGUAGCAGUAGUGUUGGUGAGGCUGGGGGCGGCGAUGCACGUAAGAAUGGCAUCAAUGGGACCAGCGGUAAAGGUGCCGCGGAGGCUUUAUUCACGUCGCCGGAGUGUUCAUGCAACCCGACCGAUAACUUGCGUCCACCACUGUCACCUAAAAAUUUAUUUUGCCCGACAUCGCCGAUUCCAACGUACAGCAGCGAGUUGUCGGUCGCCCUGCCCUCCACCCCGAUGUUGCGCUCGUACCGACUGCACUCCUUUUCCCAGCAGGAGAGUACCCUGUCCAGUCCCCUUUCCCCAGGCCUGUCAUCCCCACCCAUUCAUACGCGCUUCUUGGAAAUUAACGGAUACCCAGCUGGGUUAGAGAACUACGGUAACACAUGCUACUGCAACGCCGUUAUUCAGCUCCUCUACCACUGUUCCCCGCUACGGCUGCGGCUGCUGGAGUUGUAUCAGAUAUACGCCAAAGGCGCGGGACACACUGGCUUUGAGGAAGACACACUACUUGCGCUUGUAGUGGAUUUGUUUGCAAAGAUGCACAAGGCAAAUAAUCAAAAGAGGUAUCGAAAGGAUGCCAUUGCACCAAAAGCACUUAUUUCCAGUAUAAAAGAACAAAAUGCAGCUUUUAAUAAUACUCUUCAGCAAGAUGCCCAUGAGUUUACGAUGUUUUUGUUGUCGAAGAUGAUAGAAACGGAGAAGCGCAUGAUGGGGGAUGAGAAAAAUCGUGCACUUUUCUUUGGUGCAAAAAAGGGCAAGGGACCAAAGUGGUGGAAUGUGUUACGUCGGGGUCGAAAACGGGAUGGUUCCUGGCAAGCGACGGGUGUAGGGGAAGUGCAGGAGGAGGAUGUGGAGCUACCGCCCGCUCUCCGUGAUGGAAAUGACGUACCACGACCAGCGAACGCACCAAGCGGAAGUGGUGAUGCAUCGGAUGCGCGUAUGGCGGCAACCUUUACAGCUGCUGCUGCUGCCGCAACAAGAACAACAACGGCUGCAGAAGCCGAUUGGAGUGCUGUGUCACCCAUUCAAGUGAUAUUUGGUGGUCAGUUUGCUUCGCUGACGGCGUGUUUUGAGUGUGAGCGGACGAAAACGACUCGGGAGGUCUUUUUGGACCUCAGUCUUGACAUUGAGCAGGGAUCCUCGCUGCUGCGCUGCGUGUCGAACUUUGGCUCACCAGAGUUGUUUUAUGGGGCGAACAAGUUGCAUUGUGAACAUUGCAAAAAGCAUGUGGUUGCACAGAAAUUGCUUCGCGUGCAUCGACUGCCGGAGUAUGCACUGUUGGUGCACUUGAAGCGGUUUGAAUACAACGAGAAGACGGGCAAGCUAACGAAGCGAAGUGACCACGUCGCCGUCCCAAAUGAAAUUGAUGUGGUGGAGUACGAGCCCUGGGAUGACAGCAAUGGCGCCAGCAAGACUGGCGUCUCGGAGUGCGACUCACAUGCCCCGUGUCCUCCAGGUUCUCCGUCAGUGGCGGUUGAGGCACGCACAGUGGCGGAGGGCGAGGAUGAAGCCAGCGCCCCACGUCCCUCAGUACACCUGAUGAACAAGUUGGAUGGCGUGGUGCACCGCAAGGGACGCUUUGCGCUGAGUGGUUUUGUAACGCAUUUGGGGGAGGGCCCUGAUGUUGGCCACUAUUUCACAUGCGUGCGGCACGGGGGACGUUGGUGCCUCUUCAAUGACGCCACUGUGACGGAGCUGACGGAAUAUGAGGUGCAAAAGUUCUGGGGGGUACCGAUCCCUGUGAGUGGGGUGGUCACUGCAACGGCGUACAUCCUCCUGUACGAGCGUGUUGCGUGA
Messenger RNA from Trypanosoma cruzi, 1968 nucleotides. RefSeq names its product ubiquitin hydrolase, putative. Gene Ontology annotation, molecular function: cysteine-type deubiquitinase activity; cysteine-type endopeptidase activity. The coding region runs from base 1 to 1968 and encodes 655 amino acids. Lineage: Eukaryota; Euglenozoa; Kinetoplastea; Trypanosomatida; Trypanosomatidae. Gene Ontology annotation, biological process: protein deubiquitination. The transcript has a single exon. The record is from RefSeq and is a predicted model, not a curated record. Gene Ontology annotation, cellular component: cytosol; nucleus.